CUGUACAUUGUGUACCAGCCCAAACGUUCCUGCUCAAUCCAUUUUCUUUGUGAUAUCUGAACGUUCGAGUCCUAGUCUCUGCCCUGCGUUAAUUCGUUCUAAGGGGUUGUGACACUGGCACACCAAGAUUAAAAAUAGGUUAAAACGGUGAGCUCGCCAUUUGAACGACUCACAUUUAGCUCAUGAGGCUUAGGAUGACAGUCAACACCUUAAAGUACAUUGAAGUGAUGGGUGCCACAGGUGCCGGUAUCAAAAAGAGGUCUGACGUGGAUAAAAGCUGUCAAAACCAAUUCGUAACAAAGUGGAUGGAGAUUGAGGGGGCAUGUCCUUACUUCUUCGAGAUGUGUGAGCUCAUUGGUCAGCGUCUGAACAACAUACCUGUUGGGCUCGGCAACAAUGACACUGAUAUUGAUGUGUCUGCCAUUCUUCGAAGCUCGCCUGACUAUGCUCCAGGUAAUGACUUGGGGGGGUAUGCCUCCGAGGAGUGGGAUAUCGAGAGGCAGACUCCGGAACGCGGGAACGACUCGGCAAAGAACAUUGGAUUGGUGCCUUCUGAAGAUGGAAAACAUGUCGACAGUGUUCGGAAAUGACGGGG
Suillus clintonianus is the source of this 595-nucleotide messenger RNA. RefSeq lists its product as uncharacterized. The record is from RefSeq and is a predicted model, not a curated record. The transcript is spliced from 2 exons. Lineage: Eukaryota; Fungi; Basidiomycota; Agaricomycetes; Boletales; Suillaceae. The coding region runs from base 183 to 590 and encodes 135 amino acids.